AUGGAUGCAUUUGAAGUUGAACGUUUAUGUUCUCAAUUGUACGGUGGUAGCAAUAACAGCAAUGAAAUUCGUCAAGCUAGUCAACGUUUAGAAACAUUUGUCGUACAACAAGAUUGUUUGAUACAAUGUCGUCUGCUAUUAGAUCGUUCUCUAACACCAUAUACACAGUUUUUUGCUACAACAACAUUAGUUAAAUAUUUUAAUAAAUCAACAAAUCAAUCCUUAAUCAAUGUCAAUGAUCGUUUAGAGUUACGUUCCUAUAUUCUUGAAUAUUUGUAUAAACGUAAUGUACAAUUAAUACCGUAUGUUUUGAAUGAAUUGACAAAAUUGUAUGCUCGAAUAACAAAAAAUUCAUGGUUUGAUACAAACACACCAGACGAUAAUUCAUUCUAUCCAUUCCAGUCGUUCACAAAUGACCUGUUAAAAUUUCAACAAGAUCUUCAACAUUUUGCCAUUGCCAUACAAAUAUUAAUCUCAUUAAUUAAUGAAAUUAUUACUCCAAAUGAUGAAGAAACAACAGCAAGAGGAUUUAGUAAACAUCGUAAAAUAUGUACAUCAUUUCGAGAUUCCAAAUUACUUGAUAUCUAUUUAUUUGCAUUCAAAUAUUUAAGAGAAGUUAUUGAUAAACAAACAAAUUCAUCAUCAUCAACUUCUUCAUCAACAAUUUUCCCACAAGCAACAUCCUUAACAAUAGCAACUCCUGUCACUCCAACAUCAUUAACAACAACCAUAAUUACGUAUCCAAAGACACUCAGAACAAUUCAGUUGCAACCCGAUUAUUAUCUUGUCAUUGAACGAUUACUUUUACUGGCUCAUCAAUGUUUAACAUACGAUUUUCUCGAGUUCAAUUCAUGUCUAAAGUUACCCCUAAGUUGGCAUGAUUAUAUGGUUGAUGUUUCGUAUUAUGAACUGUAUUUUUCUUAUUAUUUUUAUUUUUCACAAACGACAUUAGUAUCAAUUGCAUUAGGAUGCCUCAUUCAAAUGUCCAGUGUACGACGUUCAUUAUUAAACACAAACGAAAGACUGAUUGUCUUAAACUAUUUAACUCAUGAUGAUAAAGCGUUACAUGAAUUUUGUCGUUUGAUCUGUCGACUAAGAUCUAAUAUUCAAUUACAUGAAUUAAUAAAAAUUGAUAUGUAUCCACAAUUUAUUGAAUUAUUAACAAAAUUUACAAUUGAUCAUUUGUUAAAUAUUUAUAAAAAAAUAUCAUCAAAUACACUCUAUUAUAUUCUAUCAUUUUGGUCUAAAAUUAUAUCCUAUUUAUCUCAUAGUACAAAAUUAACAAAUGAUUAUCAACAUUUAUUAGAUAUUUAUGUACCAGAAAUUGUUAAUUAUUAUAUUCAAUCUCGUUUAGAAGGUUUAUCACAUUUAAAUUCAAUAAAUGAUGAUGAUUUAAGUGAUUCAAAUGAAUUAUAUGUUGAACUAUUUGAUAAUGAUCAAGCUCAAUUAAAUCAACAAUUAGAACAAAUUAGUAUUAUGUCUCGUAUCGAUUAUAAAAAAACAUGUACAUUAUUAUGUUCAAUAUUUGAUGAUUUAGCUCAACAAUAUCAACUUAUUUUACAACAAUAUAUAUCAUUAUCAUCUCAACAACAACAACAACAGAACAGUAUAAAACAAACAUUUCAAGGAAUUGAAAGACGUUUUACAUUUUUAAUUUAUGUUAUUUCAUAUGUUAUUGGUGCACGAGGAAUCACUCUAACAUCUCUAUCAUUACAAAGUGAUGAACAAGAUUUAUAUGAUGGUGAAUUAACAAUACGAACAUUACAAUUAAUGACAUUUAUUCAACAACAAACAUCAAUAACAAAUUCAUCUGUAGAAUUAAUAAAUUUAUUAAAUAAUAAUAAUAAAAAAAAUGAACAAUUAUUUUUACCAUCAGCAUCAUCAUCAUCAUUACCUUACUCUGAACGUUUGGAAUUAGCAAUACUCUAUUUUUUUGAACAAUUUCGUCGACAAUAUUUUAGUGAUCAUUCAAAAUCAAAUCAAAUAUAUCAAAUAUUAUUCAAACAUUUAGGUAUUAGUGAUGAAGAACAAUUAUUGUCAAUUUUUGUCAAAAAAUUAUUUACAAAUUUACAAUAUAGUACAAUAACAGAAAAAUUGAUUGAACGUACAUUAGUUUGUUUUAAUGAUUUAAGUCAAGGUUACAAUAGUGUAAGAAAACUUAUUAAAUUAGAACCAAUUCAAUAUUUUAUUAAUAAUCAUAAUCAAGAUUAUUUUCCAUUUUUAAAUUUAUAUGCUUAUUAUCAUUUACAAACGGGUGAAAAUAAAAUAAUGAAUGAAAAUAAUAAUAAUAUUAAUCAAAAUUUAACAGAUGAUACAAUUAAUCAUGGUACAAUAACAAAUUUUAAAUCAUCAAAAUAUCUUGGCUAUCGAAAUAAAUUAAAAACAUCAUCAACAUCAUUUAUGAAAUAUACAACAUGGUCACGUUUACGAACAACAUUUUAUUCAGCUAUUAGUCGAUUAUUAAUGCUUGAAUUUAAUUUUCAAGAAGAAGAUAAUGAACGAUUUGAAAAAUUUAUGUUACCAUUUACAUUACAAUGUCAAAAAUUAAUACAAAUAUUUAAAGAAUUUCCUGAUAUGAUUCAGACAACGAAUAAUAUGCCAUUGUUAUCUACAACACCACCAAUAUUAAAUGCAUCCAGUUCACAUCAAUCUUCGACUUUAAAAUCAUCAUUAGCCACUAUCGAUGAAAUAAAAGCGAUUAUAAUUGGUCUUGUUCGUGAUCUACGUGGUUUGUGUUUAGCAUUUACAUCAAAACAAUCGUAUAUAUUUUUAUUUGACUGGCUCUAUCCAAAAUAUAUUCAUUUAUUUAUAAAAUCUAUCUAUUAUUUUUAUGAUGCAUAUGAAGUUUAUAAUCCUGUAUUAAAAUUUUUUCAUGAACUUGUUUUAAAUCGUCAAGAACGUUUAAUAUUUGAAUGUACAAAACCAAAUGCUUAUUUAUUAUUUCGUGAAACAUCUCAAUUAUUACAUAUUUAUCAAACAAAAUCAUUGAGUUAUUAUCAUCAAAUAUUACAAAAUAAUGAUCAAUAUUUUUUUGAAAAAAAAUUAAAAUCAAUUAUGAUAUGUUUUAGAAUUAUACAAGCAUGUUUAUCAGGAAAUUAUCUUAAUUUUGGUGUAUUUCAUUUAUAUUCUGAUUCAUCUUUUGAAAAUAUUUUAAAUUUAUUUUUAUCCAUGUUAUUAAUGUUAAAACAAGAUGAUCUAUUAUUAUAUCCAAAAUUAACAUUAGCCUAUUAUUUAUUAAUAGAAACAUUAGCUGUUAUAAACAUUGAAUAUUUAUCAAAUUUAAAUUCACAAUUAUUUGGUUAUAUUUUAAAUACAAUUAGUGAAGGACUUUUAUCAUUUGAACAAACUAUACAAAAUUCAUGUUGUAUUUAUUUAGAUUCAUUUUUUACCUAUGUAUUUGCAUCUUUUCAUCAACAACAGCGAAAACAACAACAAUCACAAACAUUACCACCAAUGAUGGAUCAAGUCUACGUAACAAAUCAAUAUAAUCAAAUGAUACCAAUUAAAAUAGAUCAAAAUCAAAAUAGUGAAAGAUUUUUAGCAAAUAUUAAUGAAUAUGAACAAUUAUUUCGUCAAAUAUUAAUAAAUAUUUUAAAUAGUAUUAUCUAUGAUGAAUGCAAAAAUAUGUAUUCAAUAUCCAAACCAUUAUUAGGUUUAAUAUUGCUAAAUGAAAAUCAUUUUUUUAAUGAAAUAAAGAAACAAUUACUAUACGGUCAUCCAAUACAAAAACAGCAGGCAUUAUCAACAGCUCUAGAAAAAUUGAUGAAUGGUAUUGAUCGAACAUUAUCAUCGAUGAAUAAAGAACAUUUUACACAAAAUAUAUCAUUAUUUCGUAAAGAUAUUCAAGAUACAUUAAAAUUAAAUCAAAUAAGUUCAAAUGAUCAAAAUAAUAAUAAUUGUGAUUCAAAUGUAGUUGGUGGCGAUCAAAUAGCAUUCAAUGUAUUACUAACUCAAUCAAGAAUAACUCAAACAAUACCGUCAUUGGGUUCAACAUCAUCAAUAGUGAAUGAAAUGAUGACCAUGUAG
This is a messenger RNA of Didymodactylos carnosus, 4026 nucleotides long. The record is from the annotation of a GenBank genome assembly. NCBI's taxonomy places the organism in Eukaryota, Metazoa, Rotifera, Eurotatoria, Philodinida, Philodinidae.